AAACUCAGCAGUAUGCCAAAGGUUAGAGAUUGGAGUUUGUCGUACCCCUAUUGGGAUGGAUGUGGACGCUAUCCCUAUCCGCCGAUCGAUUUUGAUCCACCUAGACCUAGGCUUGCAUCUUUUGAUGAAAUGAAAGAAUGGGAUGAAAUUAAAUGUCCCAUUUGUAUGGAAAUUCCUCACAACACUGUUCUUCUCAAGUGUUCUUCUUAUGAUAAGGGUUGCCGUCCUUACAUGUGCAAUACCAGUUCCAGGCACUCCAACUGUCUUGACCAAUUCUGCAAGUCAUUUGAUUCUAGUCUCUCGUCAUCAAAGCUGGAAGAAAUCCCUCUUGUCGCAACCACAGCCUCGAAUUCAUCUCAAUGUGGGAACCGUUUGCAGCCAAAACUUAGCUGCCCUCUUUGCCGGGGAAGAAUAUAUGGAUAUAUGGUUUCCGAGACUGCUCGAAGGUAUAUGAAUUCUAAACUAAGGAGUUGUUCUUCCGAGACUUGUGAAUUCCAGGGAACAUAUCCAGAACUCAGGAAGCAUGCUAGGGUUGAGCAUCCUACAGUUCGACCAACGGAGGUGGAUCCCUCACGACAGGGUGAUUGGGAAAGGAUGGAACAACAAAGGGAGCUUGAAGAUGUUAUUAGCUCAAUGAAUGAAAGGUAUAGUGCUGAAAACAGUGGCGAAGACACCAUAUUGUCUGGGAGUAUGCAUGACUUGAUGUCCCUUGUCGCGUAUCAAUUGUUGACUGUUGAAGAGGGCGCUAGCUUGAUUUCUAGUUUGUGGUCUGAUCCAACUCCAAGACCUAGAAUGUCAUUGCAUGACAGGAGAUAUGAAACAGUGCACAGGGUAUCAAAUGUUACACAGACUAAUCAAUCAGCUAGAUGGAGAUCCGGUUUACCUUCAACACAUCACCACCGGAGAAUUCAUAGAGCUGGAUUGAGAAUUAAUCCGUCAUCAUCUCAUGAUCCUGAGGGCGCUAUAUUGAUGUCUAGUUUGUGGUCUGAUCCGACUCCAAGACCUAGAAUGUCAUUGCAUGACAGGAGAUAUGAAACAGUGCACAGGGUCUCAAUCUCAAAUGUUACUCAGACUAAUCAAUCAGCUAGAUGGAGAUCCGGUUUACCUUCAACACAUCACCACCGGAGAAUUGGAUCGAGAAUUAAUCCCUCAUCAUCUCAUGAUCCUGAAGGCGCUAGAUAGAUGUCUAGUUUGUGGUCUGAUCCAACUCCAAGACCUUGAAAUGAUUAGUUUUAAAAUUUAGUGUCUCAGUGUUUGUCUAAAAAAUCCCAAGUUUGAAUAACCACGGCUGAAAGUGAUUGCAAGAAA
Molecule: messenger RNA, 1308 nt
Organism: Trifolium pratense (red clover)
Lineage: Eukaryota; Viridiplantae; Streptophyta; Magnoliopsida; Fabales; Fabaceae
Exons: 2
Coding region: 13-1182 (389 amino acids)
Source: RefSeq, a predicted model, not a curated record